CCCUUCGACAAAGGAAUUUGCAUCUUCAAUCGUAGUCAUUGCACAGCUGAUCUUGUAGUGUCGUUUACGGUUUACAGUAAUAUUUUUUUUUGUGUUUAUAUUGUUACUCAUGAAAAAUUGAUUGUAACAGAACAUUACGGGUAUUUAAAAGUUUAUUUUGUAAUUGUUGAUAAUAAUAUUUUACCGUUCUUUCAACAUGGUGACGCAUUCAAGAAAAAUGUAUUGAGAGCAAGUUAGUCAGUAAUAUUGAAUGGGUGGGAAACAUAUCGACAAAGUACACAGAAAUAAAGAUCGUGUGAAUAAUUUGUUUUGGUGUUGAGUUUCAUUUCUUGAACUAUAGUUAGCGGGUAUGGUAUAUUUGUCAGAUACCUGGGGUAUGGGAGAAACAAAAUCGCAGUGCCACAAUACAAAUAGUAGUUCCUCCUUUCUGCAGGAGAAUGAUGAAGUUGCGUUACUACCGCUUAAGAAUCAGGUUGGUGGACAUACCAGAUUGCUAUUACUCAAUCAGAAUACUAUUUGUAAACCAUUAAACUGCAGAGAACUUGACUUUUAUCAAAACAUUCCACAAGACAUUCAAAUUUUUGUUCCAAAAUUUAAAGGUGUUUUACAAGCUUCUAACAGCAGUGAGGUUACAUUAGACAAACGUUAUAGCCCAAGCUUUAGAGAACAAGAUAAUAAUAGACAGGGACACAAUUCAAGUAAAAGAAAGAGAGAAGAUGUAUUAAGAAUGAAAAUUCAUCGUGACAACACAUUAGGAGGGGUAUUAAAACCAGAAAUGCAUUUGGAAAAUGCAUCAAACAGACAGUCAGAUUUUCUUUUACUGGAAAAUAUAACAUCACAAUACAUCCAUCCGUGUAUAUUGGAUCUGAAAAUGGGGACCAGGCAACAUGGUGAUGAUGCAUCUGCCGAAAAACGUAGUAAACAAAUUGCAAAGUGUGCUGCUAGUACAUCAGCCUCGUUAGGUGUUAGACUAUGUGGAAUGCAGGUUUAUCAAGCUGAUACCAAUCAUUAUGUAAAAAGAGAUAAAUACUGGGGCAGGGAGUUAAAUGAAGAAGGUUUUAAAGCAGCGUUGUAUAGAUUCUUUCAUAAUGGCUUUUAUUUACGAACGUUAGUCAUCGAAAAAGUGGUAUCACGAUUAGAACAAUUACGGCGUGCGAUUGAAAGGCAAAGCAGCUACAGAUUUUAUUCGUGUUCAUUGUUAGUCGUUUACGAAGGUUAUCAAAAGGAUUUUUCGGGAUUCGGCCAUUCAUCGUCUGCAUUACAGAUGAAUGAAGACUCAAUCAGUUCUACCUUCGUUAACGAUGAUCCUCAUACGUCUGAUGGUUGUUACGACGGGGAUAUAAAUAACAGUUCCCCAGAUUGUAAUGUUACUAUGGAAAAGGAAAUCAGCCAAACGAGUACUUUGCGCAGGGGAUUUGCUGAAGAGACCAAACGUAUCGCCAGUUUUUACCCUACAAGCAGCGAGGAGACAGUUUUCGUCGAAUCUGCGGACAGCUUGAUCGACAGGGUGCUUCAUUCUCCGAGAUACGAACAGUGGAUGCUUUACGGCACCAGAAACGAUGAAUUUUAUUUUGGACAAAGCUCGGACAAUGAGACGCAAGAUACUAGUUCCGAUACAGAAAUUACGUCGGAUUCUGGAUCACAGUGGCAAAGACGCGGACAUCGGUUAUUUCACAUUUACAAGAGGGACGAGAGAAUAGAAGGGGAACUUGAAUGUGCCAAUAUGUCAAACAGAUAUACCUCGUAUCCUUAUCGAUCGAAGAAGAUGAAACAGAAGUCUCAGGAAGCACGGGUCGAUGUAAGAAUGAUCGACUUUGCACACACGACUUUUGUUCAUGGUUCUACCGUGGCCUGUAACUCGUCUCCUACUCCUAUGGUGUACCAAGGCCCGGACUGUGGUUUUCUAACUGGUCUCGACAGCUUAAAACGACUUCUCCUUGAAAUUUUGACCGAAGAUUAAUUCAUAAACACUCGACCAAUAUCUAUCUAUUCCGUCUUUAUGUGUAAAGAGUUGAAAGAAAUGCGUUGAAAACAACUAAAAGAUUGGUGACGAAACUUUGAUUAUUAAACUUGAUUGAUUUCUAUGAGAUCGAUCUGUACAUAUGUAUUUCCAACGUAUGUAAUUUUAAGUAACAAAGUUCCACUCUAAGUAUACGAGCGAAGUAAGCGCGUAGAGCUAACGAGUGUACGAUAGCAGUAAGAUAUGCGACAACGAACUAAAAUCACAGAGUAUUAUUUAAUUCACAUGAAUAAAUAUAUUCAUGUGUGUAUAUAUACAUAUGUGUAUGUGCGUGCGUGUAUGUGUACAUAGCUCGUAUAUUUUGCGUGAGAGUUAUACUGUUACAACAUAUGUACAUAUAAUUCUUAAUACACAAAAUUUAAAAAGAGCUACUUUUAAUAAAUCGUGUACUUGUAUUCUUGUUUCUUUUCAAUUUAGUAAGAUUGCACAGUUUGUAAAUUGCUAAAUAAUUGUAUUGGACGGGAAUUCUAUCGACAUUUUCUAUCGAUGUUUGUACAAAUUAUGUGACAAAAAAUAAAUCAUUUAAAUGAUUUGAUGGCGUA
This is a messenger RNA of Bombus huntii, 2562 nucleotides long. RefSeq lists its product as uncharacterized. The transcript is spliced from 9 exons. Lineage: Eukaryota; Metazoa; Arthropoda; Insecta; Hymenoptera; Apidae. Gene Ontology annotation, molecular function: inositol hexakisphosphate kinase activity. Bases 350 to 1960 code for a protein of 536 amino acids. Gene Ontology annotation, cellular component: cytoplasm; nucleus. Gene Ontology annotation, biological process: inositol phosphate biosynthetic process; phosphatidylinositol phosphate biosynthetic process. The record is from RefSeq and is a predicted model, not a curated record.